AUGUCUUCAGCCAUCCCAGCCCCGCCACCAUCUCCAACCUCACCACCACAACAACCCCCCAAACGCAAACAAAAACAACCACGCCAACCACAACCGCACCCCGCCAAAAUACCACCAGCAGAUGCGCAACGCCUCCUCCUCACCACCCCUCCAAAAAUGCCACCCCCAACCCGCCUCCUCGUCGCCUCAAUCGGCAACCCAGCACCCUACCUCAACACCCUCCACUCCGCGGGCCACACCGUCCUCCGCGGCCUCACCAUCCCCCUCUCCACCCCCCCCUCCUAA
Messenger RNA from Pseudogymnoascus destructans, 285 nucleotides. RefSeq lists its product as uncharacterized. The transcript has a single exon. The record is from RefSeq and is a predicted model, not a curated record. Lineage: Eukaryota; Fungi; Ascomycota; Leotiomycetes; Thelebolales; Thelebolaceae. Gene Ontology annotation, molecular function: peptidyl-tRNA hydrolase activity. Bases 1 to 285 code for a protein of 94 amino acids.